Molecule: messenger RNA, 1902 nt
Organism: Mucor velutinosus
Lineage: Eukaryota; Fungi; Mucoromycota; Mucoromycetes; Mucorales; Mucoraceae
Product: Phosphotransferase
Exons: 4
Coding region: 1-1902 (633 amino acids)
Biological process (GO): regulation of transcription by RNA polymerase II
Cellular component (GO): NuA4 histone acetyltransferase complex; piccolo histone acetyltransferase complex
Source: RefSeq, a predicted model, not a curated record
AUGGUGUCUCGUUUCAGAGUAAAAAAACUCUCUCCAAAGCACCCACUCCCUAUUUUCAAAGAGUAUCAGCUCCCAGACCUUCAAGAUGCUGCUAAUGCCCAACGAUCAGUACCUCAGAUAGAGACUGGUGUAGAGAAGGAAGAAGAAGAAGAGCAUGAUUUACAAGCUGCCAUCUCUGCUGCUCAGGCUGCCGUAACCACUGGUGCCUCUGUCGAAAAGUACAUUCCCACUCCAGAUGCUUCUUGUCUGAUUCCUGAGGAGGAAUACCGCUCCCUAUACAAGAAAAACUACAAAGAGCCAUCCACUUUGAUUCGAUUCUCUUCUACAGUUGAGGACUCGAUUGGAUGUCCUUAUUAUAUGGAUGAACAAGAUGAAGCUUACCUCGAAUCAUACAACAAAGAACAUCCUGGUGAGAUAUUGUCUGAGGAUUUGUUUGAAAAGAUCAUAUGGGAGAUUGAGUCCAUUGCAAGUCAACAUUGGCCACAUCUGGAUUUAGACCCUUCUCAUAUUCCUGAUUUCAAGUCAUUUGAUCAGCAUAUUCCAGACUACUCAAAGCUCAAAUCUUUCCCCAAUUUGCAGAUGAUCUUUCAGCAUUGGCGUCAACGUUGUGAAGCAAGACAAGGCAAGUCCAUCAUUCCCCAGUUGAAGUUUGAAGAAGCAGUAAAGAACGAAAAUGAUCCCUAUGUCUGUUUCCGUCGAAGAGAAACCAAGCCAGUUCGUAAAACGAGACGUACAGAUCAGCAAUCUCUGGAACGCUUGAGAAAGCUGCGCUCAGAGCUGGAGAUGGCCAGAAACUUGAUGGAGAUGGUUGUACGUCGAGAGAAGAUCCGUAAGGAAGGCUUGGUACUGGAACACACUGUAUUUGAAAAGAAGCGAAUUCUGCAAGAGUAUCAAAAGACAUUGGGUAUCAAGGAGGAUGAAGACUUACUGCCUUCAUUGAAGAAGAAGAGAAAGAUUUUCAUGGAAGGUUCAUCAGGUGCCACCAUCAAGAUCCCAUUGCACAAGCUUCGUAGAGACCGUCUCGACAAAUCACCUGCACAACUCGCUAUUGAAGCAGAAUUGGCUCGUAAAAAGGAAAUGGACUUGCCCUACGAGGAUUGUACAGAGUCUCCAUAUCAGCCAUUUCCUUUCUCAACGCCUCAACACUUCUUUCAAUCGAUUGGAGCCACACCCAAGGAUAAACCAAAGCAAUCAGGUCCCAAGUACAGAAAGCGUAUGGGUAGAAAUGGCCGUAUCUUUAUUGAUCGCAAGGGUGUCGCUGUCUCCUCAGAACAACAUCAAUCAGGAGGUAAAUCUCGCCCUGGCGUUCCGUUACAGCCCACACACAACCAAUAUAAGUUUGACUCGGAUGUCAGUGAAGACGAACAUUCGGAUGAAAUGGAUAUAGACGAGAUGGAUAGCUUGUAUCUUCAGCAUAGAGUGAAAUUGCUGUCAGAGAAUGAGCUGCGAAACCUGGUGACAAUUCCAUUCCUGACUCCUUUGAACAUGAUGAGCAUCAACAAUGCUCGCUCUGCUGCUGCUGCUGUUACUAACGCUCAACAACCUCAACAUGCAAAUGGCCGUGCUUCUCCAGCCUCAGCCACUAUGACAUCUGCUUCUUUAGUAUCUCCAUCUGCUUCAUAUCCCAGUGCCAAUCGUGUCCCAUUACAGCAGCACGCUUCUACCAACGCAAAUCCUAUCAAUUCCGUCGUUGGUAAUUCAUCUGCUAGCGUGCCUAUCAAACGCCAAAAUAGUCGCACUAAAAUGACGCCACAGCAAGCAGCUGUUGCAAUGGCAAACGGUAUGAUUGCUGCUAAUAUGGCUGCUGUGGUCAACAACUCGAAUGGUAGUAACAAAGCCGCUAUGCAAAGAGCCAUGGCUGCCGCUCAACAACAACAGCAACAACUGAAUAGUCGUAAGUAG